Urocitellus parryii (Arctic ground squirrel) is the source of this 4599-nucleotide messenger RNA. NCBI's taxonomy places the organism in Eukaryota, Metazoa, Chordata, Mammalia, Rodentia, Sciuridae. The record is from RefSeq and is a predicted model, not a curated record.
GUUCUGGGCCUGCGUUAGCUGCUCAGAUGUCCUGUUCUUCCUUUAUCCUCCCGGUCCCAUGCAGCUCCUCACCUGGGGUUAGUGAAAGAGCCUCCAUGCUUCCCAGGAUGUUCGUGACCCCAGUCUUAGCAGGAUGGGUUCAGAGAGGGCCUGGACAAAGGGAAGGGAUGGCAUUGGGGUUACACACAGGUCAUGCUAGGAGCCUGCCUGUUCAGCCCUUGUCUUUAUGUCGUUGCUUGUGGCAGCUUGCUUUUACCUUCCCUUGUAUAUUCUUGACAUUUUACCAUCUUUUCCUUUCUACAAACCAGCCCAGUGCAAAUCCCUUUGUCUCUGGACUCACACUGCCUCCUGAGUGUCCUCUGAUGUUGUGGUCUGAGUGUACAUGUAUCCUUUAACAGAGCCUGAGCCAGUUACUGUUCCAGUCCAGUUCUUCGGGGUCUAGAGGUCACUUCAUAGCACCACAUGUCACCAGCAGGUUGUUUGCAUGGAGUAGAGCAUGAGGAAGCACCUUCUGAACCAAGCAUUUCUGAAGGAUUGUCACAUGUCAUGACUCACAGAGAGGGGUCGUCAUCCCAGAAUGCCUACACCUGUGAAAUAUGUGGCCUGGUCUUGAGAAACAUUUUGCAGUUGGCUCAGCACCACAGAACAACACAUCCWGGGCAGAAGCCACGCACAUGUGGAAGUCAAUUCUAUUUUGCUGCAAAUCUUCAGCAGCAUCAGAGGCAGCACAUUAAAGAGGUUCCCUUCAGAGGUGACAUUGACAGAACCUUGUUUAUAAAGAGCUGCAUGAUCCAUGUGUCAGGGAAGCCUUAUACUUGCAAAGAGGUGGGGAAGGAUUUUCUGGCCAGCAUGGGAUUUCCCCAUCAAGAGGCCACUCACACCGGGGAGAAACCAAAUGCCAGUUACAAGUGUGGGGUGGCCUUUCACAAUGGAAAAAGUCUUCACCACUGGGGGGAAUGCAAGAAAGCUUUUAGCCACACAGAUACACUCGUUCAGUACCGGAGGGCACUCACAAGUGAAGGCCUUUUUGAGUGCAGCAAGUGUGGGAAAGCCUGUACUCGGAGAUGUAAUCUCAUUCAGCACCAGAAAGUCCACAGUGAAGACAGGCCUUAUGAAUGCAGUGAAUGUGGGAAAUUCUUCACCUACUACUCGAGCUUCAUUAUCCACCAGAGAGUGCACACUGGAGAAAGGCCUUAUGAGUGCAGUGAGUGUGGGAAAGCCUUCAGUCAGAUCUACAGCCUCAACAGCCAUAGGAAAGUCCACACUGGAGAGAGGCCUUAUGAGUGUGGGGAAUGUGGGAAAUUCUUCAGCCAGAGGUCCAACCUCAUUCAACAUCAAAGAGUGCACACUGGAGAAAGGCCUUAUGAGUGCAGUGAGUGUGGGAAAGCCUUCAGUCAGAUCUACAGCCUCAACAGCCAUAGGAAAGUCCACACUGGAGAGAGGCCUUAUGAGUGUGGGGAAUGUGGGAAAUUCUUCAGCCAGAGGUCCAACCUCAUUCAACAUCAAAGAGUGCACACUGGAGAAAGACCUUAUGAGUGCAGUGAAUGUGGGAAAUCCUUUAGCCAAAACUUCAGCCUCAUUUACCACCAGAGAGUUCACACUGGAGAAAGGCCUCAUGAGUGCAAUGAGUGUGGGAAAUCCUUUAGCCGAAGUUCCAGCCUCAUUCACCACCGGAGACUUCACACUGGAGAAAGGCCCUAUGAGUGCAGUAAAUGUGGGAAAUCCUUUAAGCAAAGCUCCAGCUUCAGUUCACAUCGGAAAGUCCACACAGGAGAAAGGCCUUAUGUAUGUGAGGAGUGUGGGAAAUCCUUCAGCCACAGCUCCAACCUUAAGAACCAUCAGAGGGUUCACACUGGAGAAAGGCCUAUUGAGUGUAGUGAAUGUGGGAAAUCCUUUAGCUGCAAAUCUAACCUCAUUAAACACCUGAGGGUUCACACUGGAGAAAGGCCUUAUAAAUGUAGUGAAUGUGGGAAAUCUUUCAGCCAAAGCUCCAGCCUCAUUCAACACCAGAGAAUUCACACUGGAAAAAGGCCUUAUCAGUGCAGUGAAUGUGGGAAAUCCUUUGGCUGCAAAUCUGUGCUCGUUCAGCACCAGAGAGUUCACAGUGGAGAAAGGUCUUAGCUAUAUAGGGAAUAUGCACUUUUUUUUAGUGGAAUCAUUGGAGGAGACCACCUGGAAGAGCAGCCUACCUGGACUGAAGCCCAGCAACUGAAUGUGCAUGGCAGAGAUUCCCUUAAGUCCAGGUUUGUGGCRGCUCCAAGGAUCUGAGUUACACAGUUCCUAGAGUCCAUAACCCUUGCAGUUUAGGUUACUGACAGUUUCUGAGACAGAAGCCAUUUCACUGCCACUUGCUAAGUCCAGCUGUGUCAGUCACACCACCACUGUGUUCAGGGAAGCGGAUCUGUGUUCUCCCAUUGCUGAAGGAAAUGAGUAGUCUGAGCCCACAUUCCCUUCUCCAAAAAGCUGGGGCAUGAACCUGACCCAGUUUUGUUCCAGAGAUCCUGAUAGAAGUAAACUCUUUCAGGGACACAUUUCUUGUGACGAUGUUGGGGUUUUUUGUUUGGGUGGGUGGUUGGGUUUUUUCCCACAGCCUCUAAGACCCUCUCCUGGGAACUACUUGCCUCACUUUUCUUUUGAGGACUGUUAUUUAUUGUCUGAAGCACCUGUAAUCUUGGGAUUUUGUUCACUGUGUGAGAUGGCUUAAAAACAGGAUUGGUCCCAUCCAGCAUUAAACAGCUGUGGUGUGUGGGGGUGGCACAGGGAGGUCACAUAACUCCAAACCUCAGAGACAUUGGUUUAAUGGAAGAAUUCGACUCUCUUCCCAGUUUUGUCCUACUAUGAAUUGUUGCCCGAGGCCCCCUAGGAGCUUCAGGGCCUUAUGGUCCUACAUGGUGGAGUAUAUGCACGAUGUUUUGUGGGCUGGGGUCACCUUGAGGCAGGAAGUUCUGACAACUCCCAGUGCUGCCCGGAGCAGCGUGAACUGUGGCACAGGACAUCACGUGAUGCCUAGUACCGUGGGGGCCGAAGUACCUGAUCCCCGUCAUUCUGUGGGCUUGAGCCUGGGGAAACUGUGAUUGGGACAGAAACACUGGGUUCACAGGACUUGGAGGAGAUCGCAGCAAACUAGAUUCUAGUGAUGGUGCAGGUUUGAGGUGUGCACAGAUUCUCACGGUCUCCAGGGAUGUGCACCUUCAUAUCUGCGGUCAUUGUCAGGGAAAAAAAAGUUUUGUGUGUUCCACUCAGGUAGCCUUUCUGGAAUGUUCCCUAAAGGCCAGGAAAACAAGCAUGGAGGGAAGGGAGAUCCCCACUCUAGCAAGAUGGCUUUGUGACCAGCCACCAUCCUGUGUAGAAGUGAACGUCACCGGUCACUAAUAUUUUCUGCCACUGAGGCAAGGUUGUCCCCAUAAGGUCAUCAAGAAGGAGGUGGAGUUCAUGUGGGGUUACCAGACCUCACAAUCAACCCUAGACUCACUGCAGCUAUUACAUGAACGCUCUGCACCCUGACCUACCUCAUGCCCUUCAUUGACCCAUCCCAUCCCUGGCCGCCAGGCCACCUUUACUCUGUCUUCCCCRAUGGCUUAGAUUGUGUUAGCAGGACGUGGAUGACUUGAUUCAUAAAAUGUUUAUUUUUCUAGUUUCAUUCAUGAUUAUUAUUUUGAUUCUUCUGCUAUGUGAGCUGUUCAUUUUUAAUGCAUUUGUCCAUUCCUUUAGGUUAUUUCUGGGUUCUGGCUAAUGCCAAAACAGUGAAGCUGCUACAGCAUGUGCAGUUCUUUACAUAUUUAUGUCAGCUACUUUGGGGUCAGUGACUCAGGUGCAAAGCUGAGACACAGGGCAGGCGACAGUCAGCUUGUUAAGAAACCACCAGGCUGUGAGCAGGGGGCCUGUUGGGCCUGUGGGGAUUUCGGUUCUUCCACAUCCUUGCCAAUAUUCAGUGUGGUCUGGAUUUACUACAUCAAUAGAUGAGUAGUUUUAACUGCAUUUCCUUAAGCAUUCAUAAUGCUGGACCCUUUUUCAUGGAUUUGUGACCCGUAUGUAUUCUUUGGUAAGAUUCUGUUCAUAUCUUUUGCCUGUUUUCUUUGUUAUGAAAGAAGAAACAUGAACAGUUAUUAAUUCUGUUUUACUUUUCAUUAACAAGCAGCUAAUUUUUGUCCCACAUUUUUUUUCCUGCCACACAGUGAACAACCACCUACGUCACAACUUUUAAAAUCUGUGUUAUUCAGCUGUUCUCUGUGGUGUCAGUAACUCUGUGGUGUCAUAAACCAAGCCAUGGUUGGAAGUGUUUGGCCUCCAGUCAUGGCUGAUUUCAAACUCCAACUGCAGUCACUGGACAGGAGCCAACCAGGAAGGGCUGCCAGGGACGUGCCACUCUGUCCCACCACAGCUCCAGUAGCUGCAUCUGCCCUCUGAGAUCCAGUGAGGAACAGGGAAGUGAUUAGCAAGGGGCAAGUUUUAAUGCUUGUUUUAAAAACUGAAAUGCAUGUAUAAAUGACAAAGCAUAAACAUUUGAAAUGUGUGUGGACGUUUUGCUGUUUAUACCUGAAAUUUUUAAAAUCCAUUGAAGGGCUGGGGUUGUGGCUCAAGCAGUAGCGUUGCCUGGCA